CACGUUUAUCUCUCUAUCGACAGUGCACACAUCUACUUCUCCAAAUGAAGACACACCCCAUACAACAAAAACUAUUUCUUCUUCAUCCAACUUAUUUAUUCCUCCUUGCCCUGAAGAGUCCAAGCCUAAAAUGGGAAUGGUGUUCAAAUCCUUGGAGGACGGAUUUAAUUUUUACAAGCAAUAUGCCUCACUGGCAGGUUUUGAUAUCCGCAAAAGCACUAAUUUGAAGGUUUCAGGUGUUGUUGUUUGGCGGUACGUUGUAUGCAACCGUGAGGGUAAUAAACAUUUUGCACCAAUUGUUAACAAACCCACUCACGAUGAUGGAGUGCCAAAGGCAAAACAGGGGAGACGCAUUUCAAAUCGUGUUGAUUGCAAGGCGCGUGUGGCGUUCAGGCUCGUGGCUGGUGUAGGGUACACCAUAUCGUCAUUCAUAGAAACGCAUAACCAUCCAAUGUUGUCCAUUCCAUCUAGACCCUUUCUGAAAAUCAACAGAAACUUAGAAAUUGGCCAUAAGAAGUUUAUGUUGAAUUGUGCAAAGGCGAACAUUGGGCCAAUGAAGUCAUAUAGAUUGUUUAAGGAAUCAGUUGGGGGCUACGAUAAUGUGGGUGCCACUGCCGUUGACUUCAAAAAUUUCAAACGGGACUUGAAGGCAUACAUUGCAGGCGCUGAUGCUCAAAUGCUCAUUGACAAACUAUUCAGAAAGAAACAAACAUGCUCUGCAUUCCACUUUGAUUACGAUGUUGAUGAGAGUGACCAGCUAACCAGGGUAUUUUGGUGCGAUCCUAUCGCUAGGAAGAAGUUCGCAAUGUUUGGAGACGUCAUUUCGUUUGACGCAACCUUCAACACAAAUAGAUACAAAAUGGUUUUUACGCCAUUCACCGGUGUAGACAACCACCGCAGGUGUGUUACUUUUGCAGCUGGUUUGCUGCGCAGAGAAGAUGUUCCUUCAUACACGUGGUUGUUCAAUCGCUUCCUUGAUGCAAUGGGUCAUGCCCCGCAAUGCAUAAUCACUAACCAAGAUGCUUCUAUGGCUAUUGCUAUUCCAGAAGUAUUCCCAAAGACAAUUCAUCGUCUCUGUAUGUGGCAUAUUACGAACAAGAUUACGGCCAAAGUUGACAAUGAACUAGCCAAAGAUCAGGUCUUCUUGACAAGGCUUAAUUCUGUGAUAUGGAAUCAUUACUUUGAGCCCAAAGAGCGGGAAAAACAAUGGCAUGAGGUCUUGAAAAUUAAGAUGAUUCCAGAACGUUAUAUCACAAAUAGGUGGUGCAAAUCACCACUCCUAAAGCCAAUGAUUGAAGUUUCUGGUCUGGACUUCGUAUCGGAAUCAUCCCUUGACGAAAACAAAUUAAUGCUGAACCGCUUAUGGUCUAACAUUCACUCUUGUGUGGCUCUAAUUGAAAACAAUUCCGACUUAUUAUCUGCUUUCUCCAAGGUAAUCUCUGAACAAAAGGAACUCAUUGAAUCGGCUAUUGCCUCUCAUGACGUUGAUACUGGAGUACCUAAUAUCUUUGAAAAUUACUAUGGGGUGCCUGCUCCGUCAGAGAUAAAAUUGCUUCCACCUCAACCCGCGCACAACAAGGGCAGUGGUAAGCGCAUCAAGAGUGCUAAAGAGAUCCAAAUCGAGCAAAGCAAGAAGAACAAACGCAUGUGUCGAACUUGCAAAGAGCUAGGAUAUCACGACAGUAGGAAUUGUUCGAUGAAUUAUUCGUCAUAAUUAAAUCAUCUUCCUACACACAUCUUAUAAGUUUUUGUAAUGUUUUCAACGUUCUUUAUAACGUGACAUGCCAUUUGUUUGCCCAUGACUUGUGUAUUAUUGCAAUUUUGAUUAAUAUAGUAAUUACAAAAUCAUCAAUGCACACACUUUUUGUAUUUGCACUACAUCUAAAUCUACAGUUUUGAUCCAAUACUGCCCCACACACUUCUCAUUCUAUGGAACAUACAUUGAUGGCUCUAAACAUGUGUGGACCCCCAUUAAACAAACUAUAAAUUG
Molecule: messenger RNA, 1990 nt
Organism: Cuscuta campestris
Lineage: Eukaryota; Viridiplantae; Streptophyta; Magnoliopsida; Solanales; Convolvulaceae
Source: the annotation of a GenBank genome assembly